AUCUAAUUCAAAUAAACAUUGUUGAUUUUGUUGUAUUUUGACUGCUCACGAAACGUCAAGUCAUUGUGAUACCGGUGAAGACGAGUACAACGCAUUUUUUUUUUCAAAUAAAAACAAUUGGGAAUCGAUCAAUAUGCAGAAAACAUUCGUAUUAGAUGAGAAAGUCAAUUUGAAUGGAUAUUCGGUGGUGUUUCCGAGCGUUUGCGUUGGGAAUGCAGCUCAAUUGGCUGUGGAUUUGCUGAUAUCAACGCUGGAAAUGAAAAAAGUGGGCACAGUUUGGCAUUCAGCCAUAAUUCCAGUGCUGGGACCGCGUGCUUUUGACCACAAGACCACUUCCGAUGCCUCAUCGCCGUCUAGCAACAUAACGACAGCCUGUGAAUUGUUUGUGUCCGAAUCAAAGCGAUUGGCAUGCUUUCAAUUGCGUUCGCCCCUCGUUGCUGGAAAACGACUCGUGGCAUUUUUCAAUGACUUGGUCACAUUUCUGAAGGAGCAACAGGUGAAAGAGAUCGUCAUUUUGACUGGAAUGUUUUCACAUGAGCAACAUGCCAUCGGAACAACGAAAUUCAUGUAUUUGGCCAACGAUCAAUACCAAGAACAACAUAUGGCACAACUGGAAAACAGUCAAUGGAUCAAAUGGAGUGAAACCAAUAACAUCAUCCAUGGUGGCGGUUUUGCGAUGAAACUCCAUAAACAAAUUGGUGAAACGGUGCCAAGCUGUAUUUUCUUCAAGUACACAGCUGAAGGUGAUAACAGAAGCGAUGCUGUGGAAAUUGUUCAACAAGUGAAUGUAUUACUCGGAGGAGUGUUGAAUAGUUCGGACAAUGGAGGCAGCUUUAAACUCACUGUACCGGUUAGUUGGCAAGCAAUGUUCGGAAAUGAUCCCACCGAACAAUUAUAUUAAGUGAAAGCAAAUAAUUUUUAAUUGUUCAUGGUACUUUGGAUAAUAAAUUUAUGGUGAAACCAAUUUAAUAGCUUGAUAUUUAUUAUAAUAAAUUUUAUUCAUAGUUAAAUCAAAUUGCAAAACUUAUGAAUCAGGUGUGAUUGGCUGUAUUUCUUUAUUGGUACUCGGUAACGAUAAGGUAUGAUGUGCAGAUUGCGAAUGCGUAUCAUUGAUCGAGCUGGAACUGCUUCCCUCCAUUGUAUUGGAGAAUACUUUAUUAAUUUCGACACUUAUUGAGGAUUCUUCUUCGCUGUCUUCACCAUCUUCUCCAUCACCAUUUCUACUAUUCAGUGCAUCCGAAUACAUUUCCGAGAGCCUUUUCUCUAACUCAUCAAAAGUUGGACGAUUUUCUGGACUUUACUCUCAACAAGACAUCAUAACACCAUACCUAUUUGAAAUUAUUGUUGUUUGACAUUCUCUUCCAUUCUUACAUUUCGUCCGUAGCCUUUUCUGGUACUUCUAAUCGAAUGCCAUCCUAUAGGUCUUCUUUCGAGAUGUUAUAUGGAUCGUCUCCUUCUUAUAACGUAAGUUGACCGAUCGACCGAUUGAACGUUUGGCACACUUGUGGCCAACCACAUAUAUGUUAUCACACCUUGUAACAUCUAGUAUAUAAGGCCCUUCAAUAAAGAUCGUCGUGGAGACGUUACUUAAACAUCAACCAAUCAACUUGUCUCACUUCUAACGUUUAUACUACAGAUUCUGAUAUUAGCUCCCAAAGUACGACACCAAAGAACCAAACAUCCGAUUUUACACUAAAUUUCAGCUCCUUUUGAUCUGGAUGCGAUUCAAUGGCCAUCCAUGGAACUGGAUCCGGAGCCUACAAAUAAGCCAAUUCUCAUUCAAAGGCAUUGUUCAUUUCUUGUCAUUCAUACCAGACGUGUGCAAGGUCAAAAAUUCUAGGGGGGUAAAAUGAUUUUGCUAGGGGGGGGGGUGUGUCUGCAAAUUUAUAAAUGGGUGUGAAAAAAAAUGAAGACCUAAAAAAAAAGGUCCUCACUUUUUAAAAUCGAUUCUAUCUUGUUUAAAAUUUUCAAAAUCCCAAAAUCCCCCCCCCCCCCCCUUCACACGUGUGAUCCAUACCCAUGAUUCUUUUGUAUAAUAAUCACUUCCGUUCAAUUUGCGUGAUAGACCCAAAUCGCCAGUUUUAACCGUUUUGUCUUCACAAAGCAUGAUGUUUCUAGCGGCUGGAUCACGAUGUAUGAUGGGAGGGUUAUUCGAAGUCAAAAAAUUCAAUUAGAAAAUAAACAAAACGUAAUUUUCAAAAUAUUUGUUUGAUGUACAAAGAAUUGUAGUCUGCACUUUUCAUUCACUAAAAAUGAUGUAAAAAUCUGAUUGAGUUUUGUUGGAAAUCAAACAAAAGAAAUAUAUUGAUCAUGUUCCAUUUCAAACAAAUGAACGAACGAAGAAACGUUUGAAGCCAUCACUAGACGUGAUGUACGAAAAAUGUCUAAGUUUUUCCAUUCAUUUUACUGUCGGAUUGAAAUUUUUCUUCGGCACUUUUGAUAACAGUUUGAAGGUCCACAAUCCACAAGUCCUGUUUGACAAAGAGAUUAAAGUCAAAAAAAUUAUUGUUGAUUUAAAACACGAUUGCAAACAAUUACUUUUCCACAUUCGAGAGGAAUCUGGCGUCAAUCUUCCAAUACUAGUACUAUUAAUUGCAGGUUCACUAUAAUCAAGCGUUUCAAUGGCAUUAGUGCAAUCUAGAUUGCAAAGGGAUCAAUAUUCAGUAGAUUAUCUUCUGAGUUAAAAUAUUGAUUUAAACAAUUACUAUGACAUUAUGUAUGAAGGGGCGUUUAUAAACAAACCGUUCUAUACUACCACGUUCAGUGUGCGUACUGAUACUCGAUGAAGCUGGGUGCCGUUAUAUACUGAGAGUGGACAAACCAAAAAAUAUGCGGAUAUUUUUUCUAUGCUAAAGCAUAUAUCUGUCGCCUGAGUCAAACUCUGCUAGAAAGUCAAUAUUUUAUUCUAAAGAUCUUUCAUUUGAAAUUGGCAUAAGAUGUAUCCAUUGCCAACAAUACGAUUUCAGUGUGAUUUGACAGCUCAUACAGGAGCGAGGUGUUCGAUUUCUUUUUUUCUUUUUCUUUAUUUCACCGUUAAACAUGUUCUGAUGCUGUCUCUGUUUCACUGAACUUGAAACCAUAAUGUCUCAUUGGCGGCAAACCAACACAUAGCACACAGUAUACAGCAAACCGAACGAUUUUUGUUAUUGUUCGCAUGGCGUCGCAGUUGCACUUUUGAAAAGAACAAA
Molecule: messenger RNA, 3188 nt
Organism: Sitodiplosis mosellana (orange wheat blossom midge)
Lineage: Eukaryota; Metazoa; Arthropoda; Insecta; Diptera; Cecidomyiidae
Product: proteasome assembly chaperone 2
Exons: 3
Coding region: 134-901 (255 amino acids)
Biological process (GO): proteasome assembly
Cellular component (GO): cytosol; nucleus
Source: RefSeq, a predicted model, not a curated record